GCUCCCUCACCUGGACGACAGCCGCCUCGCCGUUUCCUGCACGCCUGCGACACUUCAUCACUUCACCCGGCCGCUCGCUGCUCUCGUGAGCGUGCGACUGCAUCGAAGAUCAUGCUUCUGGAAGGCCCGUUUUGGGAAUUCCGGGAGCCCGCCUCGUCUAUCAUGUCCGCUUCGGCCCUCUUGUACUUCACUGGGCCAUGCAGCUCAGCAAGGGCCGUUCGAAAUAGGCCGUGGAGCCAAUGAGAGAGUAUAGGCAGUCCAGCCUCGAAAAAAGUGGCCACGCAGAAGUGGCCAUGUCGACAAUCGACUCGUGGGACUUGGACACGCUGGCGGCUGAGGCGUUACCGGUAGGUCAACCCUUGGGCCGUUCGCAGGCUCGCAGCGGGGAGAGUCUUCCCAACAGGGCAAUAACAGAUCUUUCCUGUUUGAGCGUGCUGGACGGCCCACAGACCACGCGCUACAGUGUCUGCAUCGUGUUAGCGCCUCAGGCCAAUGAACAUGCAGGGCGGGCUGAUUGCACUUUCGCGCUCACGCCUACUUUCUUCUCUCUCUCCCGCCCAUUGAAGAGCCACUGCGCCCAUUGCCGGACGGCCUGGUGCGACUGUCCGAGAAUGGACACUAUGUGAGAACAUGUUGCCUCAUGGGCGUGCACCGGCACCAGCUGGUCGCCACCAUAUCCCCAAUAGAUGUCGCGGCCACGAAUGUAUUGGAGCCAUGUGCCCCUGCCAGCUUCGAACAUGAUGCCGGACGCCGUGAAUUGACUGAUAUAGAUGGGAGUAUAUCUUCUACCAAUGUCGUGAUUUUGACUUCACACAGCAACUCUCUUCCAAGCCAUUUGCGCCCCGCGCGAACAUUUCAGCAACAGAAGCAGUCAUGGUCAGCAGCCAUCGUCCCGCCGAGCUCUCCAGAGGUCAAUCUGCGGCAAGUGGACCUCCCUCUCCGGCUUCUACCCGCUCCGACAGCAACACGCGCAUCUCUGCCACGCCGGAUAACAUUGACUUUCGCUUUCUCAACUUCUCACAUCCUCAAGAUGCAAAAAACGCGCAGACGAGGAGAAAUGUUCGCAGUCAUGUUACCACGAAGCAGCACGAAAAGCAACGACAGCGAGUCGCAGAACAAGCACGACAGACACAGCAAUGCUCCGACCAGCCAUCACAGACGCCAAGUACCUCCGUCAGUCGAAACCACUCGGGGGAGUCGUCCACUCGUUCGUGCUCAGAGACAGAGACGAGUAGUCCCGAGGCCUCUUCACCAUCAUCACCAACAGCAUCCAGCCCGUUAUCGAUGCUCAAUCCCUUGGAGGUGUAUCCGGAGGCAUGGCACUCUUCUCUGCGCCCCGUCAUGGAUCACUACUGUAAAUAUAUGGCAGUUGACCUGCCAGGAACCGACGAGGCCACGAGACAAACCAUUCGAAUCCAUCUUCUCGGUCUGGCCUUCACCGACCACGCAACACUUCACGCAUUAAUGCUCGUUGCAGCAGCACACUAUUCCAAAUUGCGAGGACAAGGUUCGCACAAUAUCAACAUGCUACAACUCCGCGGCAUGGCCAUUCAAGAAGUGAACCGAGCGAUGAUGGACCACGGUCCUCGAGGUCGAGCGACCAGCGAUCGAAUGAUUGCGGCUGUUGCCAAAAUGGCUACCUUUGAGCUACUUUUCGGCCAACGAGAAAUCUUCCACACGCAUAUGACAGGACUACAACGCAUGGUCAGUCUACGAGGAGGCCUACAAGCUCUCGGUCUGAAUGGAAUGCUCGAGCGCAUGCUUCUCUGGAUCGACACGAACGCUGCAGAAAUCACUGGUAGCGGGCUCUACUUUCCUCCUGCAGCGUUUAAAUCUUCAUCAGGACAUCCUCGCGCAGACCGUAGGCUUUUCCUCCUGGGUCUACAUGACCAAGCACAAGGAUGAUACUGUCAAAAAGGGUUGGGAGGCUUCGUCAUCAUGUUACUGGUUCACAGUCGAGCAUUCCGAGCAAUUUGAUCUUUCCCGCGCAAUCCCGAGCCACCAUUAGUAAUACUAAUCACGGUCUAUCCUCACCGGCACGGGCAGCCAGCUGAUCUAUUACCUGCUGUCACACCAUUCUGAACGACAAAAAGCGUGGAUACUUGCCAGCAAACGAUACGGGGGACUCUGGUAGCCACUUGAUCUGCAGCAUAGCGGCAGUCCUAAUGAUGAUUUCGAAACUCAUUCCCAGCAUGAGAAAAUCUGCUGGCUAGCAAAAGAGGUGGUUGUUGAGAAGAGGAAUUUUCCAUGCGCUUUUAGACCCGACCGCCUACCUCCGACAGCAGCCAGCUCCCGGUACCGACCAAGGUGUUGGCCAAAUGGCGGCAUUGGAGUUCCACUGCUGGUGCGGACGCGCGAUUAGACCCCACGGACAGCAAGAGUAAUGAAAGUGAAGAUCAAUCCUAGGCAAGAGGAAGCACCAGUUCGCGCAGACGUCUGCGGCUUGCUGUUUACAUGGGAGAUGCGAUUGACGCGAGUGACGGAUAAUGAAAAGGAUUGAUGAGUAUUAGUAAUCACAGGUACAAAUCCUGACUUGCAGCAGAGCGAGC
Messenger RNA from Sphaerulina musiva SO2202, 2549 nucleotides. RefSeq lists its product as uncharacterized. The transcript is spliced from 3 exons. The coding region runs from base 874 to 1905 and encodes 343 amino acids. The record is from RefSeq and is a predicted model, not a curated record. NCBI's taxonomy places the organism in Eukaryota, Fungi, Ascomycota, Dothideomycetes, Mycosphaerellales, Mycosphaerellaceae.